GUAACUAUUUAUGUGCGAGGUCUUCCAACAGCAGCACGAGACUCUUCGCCUUCGCGUUCCAACGACAUAUUCUCCUACUAUUCGAUUGCGCCGCUAGAAUCAGAGCCUGGAUUCCCCUCUCCCCACGAUCGGUCGACGGGAUCUCAAGCAAGCGGUUUACGACAUUGACUGAACUUGUCGUCAAUUUUCGCGGCUUGUUCGACAAAUCAAUAACAAGAUCUGCUCACGGCUUAGAACGACAUAGACCAAGUGUCGUACCCUUCUCAGGACGAACGCGCUCGCGGAAUACGGCAUUCCUUUCGCCAUACAGGUGAAAGGACAUCGCGCAUCGGAAACAUUGUUCUCCGCUUGUAUAUCUGAUACCUGGUUGGGACGCAACAGCGUGAGGAAGAACAAGAGCAGGAAAGUCCGAGAGUCCGAGAAAACAUCCAGUCACAGGGAAAGCCGCAAAAUAUACCUUGAGGCCGCUAUCAGCUCUUGGUAUAUCGUCAGGCACACGGUUGUGCCGGCAGCUUCGAGGGCGACAUGGUUUCCACGAGGCACCAUCCCAGACCCUUCCCUGAGCCAGCAACACCCAGCUCAACAACCCGAUCCAAUGCCACUGACUCGCUCUCCAAGUCGUCCUCCCCUCCACUUUCGGAUGACUCAAUAACCAUUUCGCCGUCCGUUUCUCGAAAGCGCCGAUCGAAUCGAUCCUCUAAUGCAAGGUUGUCGUCCUCGUCGACCCACCCUUACUCGCAUACCGCACCACCCCUGUUGUUGAUCUGGCUGUUCGUUUCCCUUCCCCUGGUUGUAUGGGAUACAGGCUACAUCGCACUCAGGCCACACUCGAUGCCGGGAGGGAAAUUUCACUCGCCCGUCUGGUCACUGUACGCGCUGUAUGGUACGGUGGAUUAUGUUUAUGGCUGGCCGGCGUGGGACGGCCAUGUGGGCUUCACAGCGGCACAGGCUUCACUGAAUGUCAUUGAGACAGUCAUGUACAUCUACUACCUGAGCACAAUAUUGAGCAUCGGUACAGACGGUCUCCUGAGCUGUCGCACCGUGCACGGAUUUUUCCUGGGUGAGAGGGACAAGUCCGUCCGUGGCCCCGGUGUGGCUACGGCUGUCGUCGUCCUCUUCUCCGCUGCUGUGAUGACCCUAAGCAAGACCAUCCUGUACUGGCUCAACGAAUACUUCUCGAGUUUUGCAAACAUUGGCCACAACGACAUGUAUAAUCUUGUCUUCUUGUGGAUCAUUCCUAAUGGUCUCUGGCUGAUCUUCCCGGCGUACAUGAUAUACUUGCUCGGAAAAGAGAUGGUCGCUGGAAUGGAGGGCACUCAAGCAGAAAAGGAAGAGUGAUAAGAAGGCCACAGAACGGAGACGAUAAAUAGACAGCGCAGUCUUUGAGAUGAUCGAGACGAUUUCCGACGUGGCCUUCUCUGCUCGGUCCUUGCGAUUGCCGAAGCCACGAGGAUUUUUGGAAUUGUGCCAAAUACGGGAUCCCGCUGCUGCUUCCGCGGCGGCGGAAGAUGACAGAGGUCUCAGAAAAGCCAAGAGGUCGCGGAAUGCCGGAAUGGAGUAUCUCUCUUAGCCUGAUGGCAGCCGUUUACCGGACCUCUUGGGAAUACGUCUCAACCACGGAAGAACUUUUUGUGCAACGUGCUUAGGGUUGCAAUCAUGGACGAGCAGUUUCUUGUCGGGAAUCAUGACCGACGAAAUCUGGCAACCUUCCCGGGUCGGAUGGGGAGCAGGGAGCUCUGGAGUCUUGGGUUCACGAGAUUAGUUACACCAAGGUUUGCGCUAUUUGGAGGAAACGACCGGUGAUCAGGGCACGGUGCAUUGUGACAACUGCUACGCCCUUGCACCAGGUGAAUGUCAGGGGAAAGAGUUGGCGGGGACGAUGUUUUGUAAGGAUGCAUUGUCCUAUGCAGCCGAGCAUUGUGGAUAGUGGAGGGAGGGUGUCUCGGGGGAAUGCCAAAUACCGUAGGAAUCGUUGCAGAGCAAGUGGACGGAAGGAAAGGCCCGGGGAGGGGCAUCGACUGGUCACGGUGCAGAGAAGAGCAUAUAAUGUGCUUCAACACAGGGUUACAAUUGGCACAGACAGCUAUGGAGUAUUGACGCCGAACUAUCC
Molecule: messenger RNA, 2110 nt
Organism: Cladophialophora immunda
Lineage: Eukaryota; Fungi; Ascomycota; Eurotiomycetes; Chaetothyriales; Herpotrichiellaceae
Exons: 2
Coding region: 526-1338 (270 amino acids)
Source: RefSeq, a predicted model, not a curated record